UGAGACAUCGUUCAAACUCAUUCAACAAGAAAACGAAAAAUGAGUCCCUGCCCUUCCGUCUCUCUCUUCCUCGUCUUCUUUCUCACCGUCCUCCACGCCGCAUCUGCAGAUGGCGGGAACACCAGCAUAAUCCACGAAACAUGCAAGAAAUGCGCGCAAGAAGACCCCAACGUCGGCUACAAGUUCUGCGUUGCGUCUCUCGAGUCAAACCCGAUGAGCCACUGCGCCGACCUCCGGGGGCUCGGCCUCAUCUCCAUCAAGCUGCUGCGGCACAACGUGACCGAGACGAGGUCUUACGUCAAGAAGCUUCUGAAGAGCAAGAAGACGGAUCCAUUCAUCAAAGCAUGCUUGCAAGAUUGCUUGGAGCUGUACACCGACGCGGUCCUGACGCUCGAAGAGGCGACCAGAGCCUACAAGGUUGAGAGGUACGAGGAAGCGAACGUCGACCUGAGCUCGGUGAUGGAUGCGCCAACCACGUGCGAGGACGGGUUUGCGGAGAAAGGCGCGGCGUCGCCGUUGGCCGAGAGGAACAAGGACGCGUUCCGGUUGUCGGCUUUGGCUCUCUCGAUUGUUACGAUGCUCUCGCGUUCUUCCCAUUAGUUAAAGGUUCAACGUUGCGGCCUGCCGCUCAUUGCUGUCGCUUCCUGUAUUCUUUGCGUUCGGCAU
Molecule: messenger RNA, 666 nt
Organism: Rhodamnia argentea
Lineage: Eukaryota; Viridiplantae; Streptophyta; Magnoliopsida; Myrtales; Myrtaceae
Product: putative invertase inhibitor
Exons: 1
Coding region: 40-600 (186 amino acids)
Molecular function (GO): enzyme inhibitor activity
Source: RefSeq, a predicted model, not a curated record